This is a messenger RNA of Echinops telfairi (small Madagascar hedgehog), 1124 nucleotides long. RefSeq names its product ubiquitin conjugating enzyme E2 F (putative) (gene UBE2F). Gene Ontology annotation, cellular component: nucleus. NCBI's taxonomy places the organism in Eukaryota, Metazoa, Chordata, Mammalia, Afrosoricida, Tenrecidae. Bases 7 to 597 code for a protein of 196 amino acids. The transcript is spliced from 8 exons. Gene Ontology annotation, biological process: protein neddylation. Gene Ontology annotation, molecular function: NEDD8 transferase activity. The record is from RefSeq and is a predicted model, not a curated record.
GCAGUGAUGCUCACUCUGGCGAGCAAACUGAAGCGGGAUGACGGGCUCAAAGGGCCCCACUCCUCAGCCCCCACCUCCGAUUCCACGCGGAGGGUGUCUGUGAGAGACAAGCUGCUCGUCAAAGAGGUGGCAGAGCUUGAAGCAAACUUACCUUGUACCUGCAAGGUGCACUUUCCUGAUCCCAACAAACUCCACUGCUUCCAGCUAACCGUGACCCCAGAUGAGGGUUACUACCAGGGUGGAAAAUUUCAGUUUGAAACUGAAGUUCCUGAUGCCUACAACAUGGUGCCCCCCAAGGUGAAGUGCUUGACCAGAAUCUGGCAUCCCAAUAUCACAGAGACUGGGGACAUCUGUCUGAGGCAAGUUCCAUCGCUCCCUUUCUCGUGGAAGGAAAGGAGGGGUCUGGCCCACCGUGUCCUCUUAGAGGAGUCUUGGAAAGCUCACCUGGCGGAUGUUGUUUGGGGAUUAAACUCCUUAUUUACUGAUCUUUUGAAUUUUGAUGAUCCACUGAAUAUUGAAGCUGCAGAACAUCAUUUGCGGGACAAGGAGGACUUCCGGAAUAAAGUGGAAGACUACAUGAAGCGGUACGCCAGGUGAUACAGGAGGCCUGCAGGGCCGGGAUUGUGCACUGCCCUCCGUCCCCAUCACAGUCCCUCUCUCCCACCGGGAUGGACCAGCCCCUGACACUCUGGUCUGAAGAACAGCUUCCACCUGCCGAGUUCGCUGGAGAACGCCAUGUAAAGUCAGCAAGGAAUGUGUCUUGGGCGCUAGAGAACUGUCUGCUUUCCUUCUUAGCGUGGGUCUGGUUUGAACCUGCACCGCACAGGCUGCUGGUGGGAUUCCUGCCAAGUUUCAAUGAACUCACAGUCUAGAGCUUGCUGACCCUCCCACAAACCGCCUGCUCCAGUGAUGCGAAUGAUGUGUACCUUGUGACCCGCAGAGAGUCAGCAGGAACCUGCUGCCCAGAUCUGCUUGGAUGCAAAGCCUCCUAGCCCCUCCCCCUCGUGUGCUGGGACCCUGCCCAGUGUUGCCAGGCUCCCCAGAAAUGCAGAGUCAUUUAUUGUCUACCUUCCUGAGAUGCAUUGGUUUGUUUUUUAUUUAAUGUAAGUAUAUUUUGGAACAGA